AUGAGCGUGACACAGAUCGCCCAAACUGUGCUCCAAGCAGCGCGUGUUGCCCCAGAAAUAUUCCAACUGCGUUCCGACUACCGCGCCCUCUUGAUAGUGGUGGAGGGGAUUCCACCAGGCCCCAGUGACGAGGCCAGCGAUGCUCUUUUACAAGAAGCCGAAACCUACGUCCAAAAUCAGCUAUCCAAAACUCCCGCAACAGGAUUCCCACACAUCGCCGCCUGGCGAGAAACAUACAAGGCCUUUGGCGCCAAACCACAAAAAACACGGAAUAGUCUGGAGGCCCUGACACGGCGUGCAGAGGGCGGUCUGCCGCGAGUAAACCGGCUGACGGACAUCUACAAUGCCAUUUCGGUGAAGCACCAGAUCCCGCUCGGUGGCGAGGACUUGGACAAAUACAUCGGCUCGCCGUUUCUGAUUCGUGCUGCUGGCCACGAACAGUUCCAGACUUUCUCUGCCGGGGAGCCCCAGGCUGAGUCUGCUGCGCCCGGGGAGCCUGUUUGGUGCGACGAUGCUGGCGUUACUUGCCGCCGCUGGAAUUGGCGGCAGGGCCCGCGAACUGCUCUGACCGAUGAGACGACCCGUGUUCUGUUUAUCCUGGAUGCAUUGGCGCCACUUUCUGACGAGUCUCUCGUUCAAGCUGCCGACGAGCUUGUCUCGGCAUUGAAACGCCUUUCUUCGGGCGUGCGGGCUUCACGCCGGAUCAUUGAUGCCUCUGCUCCCAAUAGUCCUGACAAAUCUGGGGAUUCAAUCGAGCAUGAAACUGCAUACAAAUCAUUUUUGCGACCUGAAUAUAGAGGUUAG
This is a messenger RNA of Penicillium alfredii, 804 nucleotides long. Its product is annotated as B3/B4 domain-containing protein. The transcript has a single exon. Bases 1 to 804 code for a protein of 267 amino acids. The record is from RefSeq and is a predicted model, not a curated record. Gene Ontology annotation, molecular function: RNA binding; phenylalanine-tRNA ligase activity. NCBI's taxonomy places the organism in Eukaryota, Fungi, Ascomycota, Eurotiomycetes, Eurotiales, Aspergillaceae.